Messenger RNA from Nematocida parisii ERTm1, 1026 nucleotides. RefSeq lists its product as uncharacterized. The record is from RefSeq and is a predicted model, not a curated record. NCBI's taxonomy places the organism in Eukaryota, Fungi, Microsporidia. Gene Ontology annotation, cellular component: nucleus; cytosol. The transcript has a single exon. Gene Ontology annotation, molecular function: adenosine kinase activity. Bases 1 to 1026 code for a protein of 341 amino acids. Gene Ontology annotation, biological process: purine ribonucleoside salvage.
AUGCCAUUAAGAGUAUUCUAUACGCUCUGUAUCCCGUUAAUAGAUAUAUACAUAUUACACCCAGAAAUAAUUAAUGAACUAAAAAUUAAUCAUAAUUCAAUGACACUUUAUAAUCAAUUGCCAGAAAGUAAUAAGCACAUACUAGAACAUUAUGCACAAUUACCAAAAAGUAAAAAUUAUUAUGGUGGUAUGUCUUAUAAUUCCUGCGCAGAAAUAGCGAAACAGCAAAAAAUCAAUGCCGUAUUCCUGGGGAUGUUUUCAACGGAUAAUUUAUCAAAGUCAGUAUUUAAUCAGGCCAUAGCAGGAGAAAUAAAAAAUUUACUAAUUGUACCUGAAUAUAUAAACAGUGAAUCAGGUAAGUCAUUUAUUAUACCAAAUGGGAAAAACCGGGCAAUGAUAACAAAAAUUAAUGAAAAACAAAAAAUAACGGACAAUUUAAUUAGCAAAUUUUUACAACUAAUGAAAAAAUCAACUGAAAAACCAAAACCUGAUGUAAGUGCAUUAUACAUAGCCGGGUAUACAGCAGAAUCCUCAAAUGAACCAUUAUUACACCUUAUUGAAGAGAGGAUAAGGCUUAAUAUACAGUGCAUGAUAAUAUUUAAUUUGGCUGAUCCUGGUGUAGUAGAAAGGUCUUACGCUAAGAUAAAGCCAUUUAUAGAGGCAGCUGACUGGGUUAUAGGGAACAGAGAAGAAUUUACAUCUUUAUAUAAGACAAUGUGUAAUAAAUCAUGUGUAAACCCUGAUGAAUUAACGGAUUUUAUUAAUAAAAAUUUUAGUAAUGCCGUUAUAACAGAUGGAAGUGAGCCUGUAACGGUUUUUUAUACUAAAAAUUCAGAUAAAAAAUGGGUUACAUUAAAACCUCCUCAAAUUGAAGUGAAUAACCCAACAGGUGCAGGUGACAUAUUCGCAGCAACCUUCUUCUCAAAUAUUUUAAUUGAUUCUGGUGACGUAUUAAAUGCACUAAAUGAAUCAAUUACUAGAACUAAUGAGUAUUUAACUAAAAUGACUGUUAGAACUAAUAAAUAA